AUGAGUAUGUAUUUUUUCUUACUAUUUGAAAGUGUGGUACUGCUGAUCAAUAGCGUUUUAAUCAUAAAUGAAAAGAAGUUGAAAAGGUAUAAAAAAAUUGACAUAAGCUUGAAUAGCAAUGACAUUUUUGAUAACAUUAAAUUGCUAUUCUAUACUAUAAGAGUAUACUUUAAAAUUCCAUUAAUUUUCCUUAAUUUAUUAUGUAUCGUCGUUGAAAUUCUAUUUGGAUAG
Messenger RNA from Plasmodium gonderi, 231 nucleotides. Its product is annotated as conserved Plasmodium protein, unknown function. Bases 1 to 231 code for a protein of 76 amino acids. The record is from RefSeq and is a predicted model, not a curated record. The transcript has a single exon. NCBI's taxonomy places the organism in Eukaryota, Apicomplexa, Aconoidasida, Haemosporida, Plasmodiidae.